Aspergillus oryzae RIB40 is the source of this 1464-nucleotide messenger RNA. Its product is annotated as MFS transporter. The transcript is spliced from 3 exons. Lineage: Eukaryota; Fungi; Ascomycota; Eurotiomycetes; Eurotiales; Aspergillaceae. Bases 1 to 1464 code for a protein of 487 amino acids. Gene Ontology annotation, biological process: transmembrane transport. Gene Ontology annotation, molecular function: transmembrane transporter activity. The record is from RefSeq and is a predicted model, not a curated record.
AUGGAGGAGCGAGACCUUGAGCAAGCACAACCCGACCAUGAAAAGGACGCCGCAGAGGCGGCAUCGAAACUUGUCCAAUGGGAAAGCCCUGACGAUCCAGAAAACCCAAAGAACUGGAAGACGAGCAAAAAGUGGAUGGCAGUGGUUACUGUGUCGUGCUUUACAUUCAUAUCGCCAGCCUCAUCCUCCAUGGUAGCACCUGCCCUCAGUACCAUGGCGAAGGAUUUUAACGUAACCAACGAGGUGGAGUCUCAACUUAUGUUAUCAGUCUUCGUCCUUGCAUAUGCUGUUGGGCCACUUUUUCUUGGCCCUCUCUCAGAGAUUUACGGGAGAGUGCCCGUGCUCCAGCUGGCCAACCUGCUAUACCUUGUGUUCAACGUCGUAGGGGGGGUAGCAAAGACCAAAGGCCAGAUGAUUGCAUUCCGGUUUCUUGCAGGACUAGGGGGUAGUGCUCCUCUGUCUAUCGGAGGUGGUGUAUUGAGCGAUCUGUUUACAUCCGAUGAACGUGGAAGAGCCAUGGCUAUCUACAGUCUUGCACCCCUCCUCGGUCCAGCCAUAGGACCCAUAGCAGGUGGCUUCAUAACAGAGAAUACCUCCUGGAGUUGGACUUUCUACGCCACGUCAAUUGCAGACGGCGUGAUUCAGCUUUUCGGCCUCUUCUUCCUUCGCGAGACUUACUCUCCAGUGCUGCUCAAGCGCAAAGCCGAAAAGCUUCGCAAGGAAACCGGAGAUCCCGAAUACCAAACAGAGAGCGAGAUGUCCAACGACCAAACAGUCCUCCAAAUUCUGGGUACUUCUCUUGUCCGCCCCUUCAAACUAUUAACCACGCAACCUAUCGUCCAAUUCAUUGCCGUCUACAUAGCCUUCAUGUACGGCCUCAUGUACCUUGUGAUGUCCACAUUCCCAACUCUCUGGACAGGCCCCUACAACGAGAGCAUCGGAAUCGGAUCCUUAAACUACAUCGCCCUAGGUCUAGGCUACUGGGGUGGCUCCCAGAUCUGCGCCUUGCUAAACGACCGCAUCUACCGCAAACUCAAGAAGCGAACCGGGCAAGGGAAGCCCGAAUUCCGAGUCCCUCUCCUCGUAGUCGCCGUCUUCUUCACGCCAGUCGGACUUUUCAUAUACGGCUGGACGGCCCAGGCACACACGCACUGGAUUGGUCCGGAUAUCGGCGCGUGCCUCUUCUCCAUCGGUAUCAUUACCGCGUAUCAGUGCUUGCAAACCUACAUCGUGGAUGCUUACACGAGGUAUGCGGCUAGUGCGCUGGCUGCGGCGGCUUGUUUGCGUUCGCUGGCGGGCUUCGGGUUUCCGCUUUUUGCGCCGUAUAUGUAUCAAGCACUGGAUUAUGGGUGGGGGAAUAGUCUUUUGGCAUUUUUUUCGAUUGGAAUCGGUGCACCGGCUCCUAUAUUCCUGUGGUUUUAUGGUGAGAAGUUGAGGAAGAUGAGUACGUAUGCUGCUGGCUAA